ACAGCUUGGGGAUACUUACCUUAUUACCCAGAAUACAAAGAGUGUCUUUCCACUUUUCCCCGCACUGUGAAUAGGAAUAGCAGAGAGCAGCAGCGGUGUGUAAUUUACUCAGUAGAACGAGGGGAUCCACAGACCGAGGAGGCUCCUGCUUUCUGCACAGGCCGAGGCAGCGCGGCGCUGGAAGGAGUCAUCUCGGCUGUGUCCUUGUCAUCUCUACAUGAAUGGUGCCUUGGUCUGGAAGCACGAUGCCAGCUUGGCCCGGCGACAGGAAAGAGGCCCUCGAGGAGAAUAUCUAACCAACUCACCAGUGGAGUGGCGAGGAGAGGAGCGUUUGUCCUCGGCCGGUGGAGCUCAGAUGGGAGGCAGUGCUGCCUCUGGUUGGGACUGGGGAUGCUGAACGGGGGGAGGGAGGGCCUGUUUGAGCUGGGACAGCAGCUCCAGCAGCAGGGGGAGUACCAGGCCGCCCUCCACUGCUUCCUCAGCUGCCUGUUGGGACUGACCCAUGUGCAGAGCUUCACCUCUCUGCCCAACUGUCUACACCAGAUUGCAGAACUCUUCAUCACUGAAAAGAAUUAUGGGAAGGCCCUUCAGUUCAUCCAGGCUGAAAAAAUGUUCUACGAGGUGGCACUGAUAGAGCUCACCGCUCUCCAGGGGAGCACAGGGCCUCAGGAGGAGGCUAUGUUGGGCUCUGCAGGAUGGGCCACCCCAGAGGAGCUUUCAGAGCAGGCCUCCCAGGCACAGCACCUCGAACGGCUGGCCCAGCUCUGCAUCAUGAGCAAACGGCCUCAUCUUGCUUUAGAAUACAGUGGUAAGGCCACUAAGAUCCACCAGAGGGCCUUUGGUAAUGACCACCCAAUAACAGCCCGGAGCCUGGAGCUUUUGGCCACUGUCUAUGCUGAGAUUGGCAAGACUGAAUAUUCAGACUCCCUGGGUCAGUGUGUGUCCGCGCUGUCCAAACGGUUUGCUGCUGCCGAGUCCGUCAAAGACACCGUCAACUGUCUUCCUCAUUCCCACCGGGAGAAACACUCAGAGGUCCGCCACCGGAAGGACACCCACCACCAACAGGAGGAUACACUGAGACCCAAGGUAACCAAUGGUAAAGUCCCCACCUCCAUACUAAAGAGGCCCGGCCCCAGCUGUGGGUCAGACACAGAACCCGCUCACAGACGGAAGGGCGAGCGCAGGGUUCGAUUCAGGGAGCCAGAGACCACUGUACAUGCCUACGAGACGACACCGACUCGCCCCCACCUUGCCCUCUUCACCUGCCUCUUCCUGCUGAUGUCAUUCCUGGGCGUGGCCAUGUACUGCACAGACCGCCGGCGCCCACAGCGGGUGUGUGAGGAGCUCGAGGCCUCGCUGGCCAUCUACCUACUGCAUAUGAAGCAGCUUCUCUGGGGCUGCUGGAUAUGGCUGACAAUGCAGUGACUGCGACCGACCACAGGUGGAGACAUGGAGUGUCAUUUAAUGAUUUCAGACCCCUCUUUUCCUGUCUUUGACGGUGUGCAGGCCUACAAACACCUCAGCCCCCUUGGCAGCCUCUCUGCACACAGUCUGUGGUGUUGAGAUGAACUGCUCUCACACUGAAAAAUGUGUUAUCGCAGAAAUAUGUAGCUUCCAUGUCUGUAUGUAUAUGUACCAAGGUGGUGGAUAUGCCACUCUUGACGUAAGGUGUAAUGACGUUUUGCACAUCGGCUAUGUUGAUGCUCACAUUAUGCUCACUUAAUCACAACAAUCAUUUGAUUUGUCAUGUCACAAUCUAUUGUAUGUGAGUGAAUGUUUCCAUGGAAUGCAAAUAUUUAUUUUAUUACAGUACUACAUCGUUUGUGUAUAUCAGAUAUGACACAGAACUGAAUGUGUAUAUGGUUCAGUAUACUAAGGACUAUCACAAUGUUCAGCCUUGUACUUGCACAUAAAUGAUUGUAGAGUUGUCUGGAAAUGGCUUUCAGUUGGUACAGCACACAUUUGCGAUGUGGAGGAUGGAAGCACAAAUGUGAAAAGUCUGAAAACGAUCCACAAGAACGAGCCACAGGGCUGCAACACGUCACCACACCAGGCUGAACGACUAAACGCGUGGAAAAACUCUUCCUUUACAGACUUUAUACCGUGUAGUCCUCUGUACAUCUGACUGUCUUUAGUCAAAUAGAUGGUUGAUUCCUAGUUGGGAGUUGGAGGAGAAAAUCUGCAGCACAAUAUUAUGAAUUCUCUCCUUAUCUAUCAUCCAACAGAAUAUACUCUAACUGAAUGAAUGCUAAUGCUUUUGACAGUAUUCCUCUUUGUAACUGCUUGAAUGCCACAAAAUGAUAACCUUUAUCCUAAAUAUUUAUUCUUCUAUAUUGUAUUGCUGCAUCUACGCAAAUAUCCAAAUUUUCAUUAUUUUUACUUUUUUUUUUUUUUUUUUUUGUUACCUGUCACAUUUCUAUUUUUUAAAAGAGUCAAUCUUCAGGUUUUAAUCUUGAUGUCAAUCAAGCUUUGGACAAGUUUUUGGAAGGGUGUGGUCUUCGGAAAUUGUCAAGGUACACACACAAAAAUAAAAUUUAAAAAAAAAAAAAAAAAAAACUAGGAUGUACCCCAAUAUGUAAAGUUUUAGUAUGAGGCCAAACA
Molecule: messenger RNA, 2601 nt
Organism: Myripristis murdjan (pinecone soldierfish)
Lineage: Eukaryota; Metazoa; Chordata; Actinopteri; Holocentriformes; Holocentridae
Gene: c22h14orf180
Product: chromosome 22 C14orf180 homolog
Exons: 13
Coding region: 391-1425 (344 amino acids)
Biological process (GO): positive regulation of Golgi to plasma membrane protein transport
Cellular component (GO): transport vesicle; plasma membrane; trans-Golgi network
Molecular function (GO): connexin binding
Source: RefSeq, a predicted model, not a curated record